Molecule: messenger RNA, 1958 nt
Organism: Nylanderia fulva
Lineage: Eukaryota; Metazoa; Arthropoda; Insecta; Hymenoptera; Formicidae
Source: RefSeq, a predicted model, not a curated record
UAAAAAAGACACAGACAAAUUAAAUUUAAUAUACGAUUCCAUUCUUAAUAUCAUAUACGCUUCUUCUGAAAUAAUAUACCUCUCUAGGUCACCGCUACUGUUUUGAUACCAACACAGAGAAUUUAGUACGUAUUGAAUUCUCGAUCGACACAUAUCGUUUCUCGACUCACCACACGACUUAAUUUCAACGUAUCUGUGUAAUAAAGUAAAGUUCUGUGGUGUGUUUAAGUUGACUAAUUUUCUCUAGAUAUGAGCAUCUUUCUCAUUAACGGAUUCUUCUUACUGUGCUUCGUCGUGGCCACAAUACCGGAUGUUCUGGUGCUGGGUUCACCAAAAGCCGCGAAAAUAAUGGACCAGAAUCCGCCACCGACUAUGUGCACUUACAGUAGAACUAAUUCUAUAUUGAAAGCGCGGUGCUCCAAAUUAAAAUCGAACAAAAUUCCGUUAGAUUUGAAAGCAGACAUACAGGUACUGGAUAUUAUUGAGAACCACUUGAUCGAACUGAAGAACGGCAGUCUGCAUCCUUACAAAGAGCUGAUCUUCAUCUAUCUACGUAACAAUUGGAUUAUUAAUAUUGAAGAGGCAGCUUUCGCCAAUCAGCCUUACCUGCAGUUGCUAGAUCUGUCGCGAAAUCUUUGCUACACUCUCCCCAAAAGUCUCUUCCAAUUGCCGUAUCUUUGCACGCUCUACCUCGACUACAACAGGCUAACCGAUUCCGUGUUCAAGAUGAAGGUGACCUCGCCCCUCAGACUGCUGCAGCUAUCCAAGAACUUCCUAACCGUGAUCCCAAACAUAGGCGUCCAGCCGACUCUCCUUAAUCUCAACGUGUCCGACAAUUUCAUCACUUGGGUCAGUACCGAGGAUCUGGCGCCGUUCUGCUCGCUGAAGGAGCUUGAUCUGACCGGAAAUAGAAUUAGAUUCAACGAGGGUAGCUGUGAUUGCCAGGCCUUUAACGCCUGGGUAAAGCUACGACAAAUCAAGAUGAAGCCCGAUCUCUACAAAUGCACCGAUUCACCGGCACUGCACAAGGCGUGCGCCAAAGUGAGAUUUAGCAAUCGGACGUACGAGCUGUUCAACGAGUGCUCGGCCAUGAUACCGCAGAAGAUGGAGACCGAGGAAGUUGAAGCGGUCUGGAUACACGUCGCCUCGUGGAUCUCGGUGUACCUCAUCGUGGUCUUUGUGGCGUUGUUUUGCGUGUACAAGCGGUACCGUAGGCGGCGCAGAAGGCAUUAGGAGCAGCAACAGCAAAUAGCCUUUUGACCAGUUUUCGUCAUGAUCAACAAAAGCGUUAUUAAUUAUCAUCUAGAAACCGGAAAUGUCGAAUAAAAUAAAUUAGACUGUUAACGGUACUUAUUGUUGGAAAUUACAUUAAACUUUUAAUGAAAAAAAAAAUGAGAAAGCAGCUUUUAACGAGAGUAGAAGACUCUUCCGCGGAGAUUAAUAUAUUUACAUAAAAUAUAAACGCGUUAACUUAUAAAAAAUUUAUCAAUGUUAUUAUAUUGUGUUUGCGUACAUAUAAUGAUUACCAUAUUUUUAUAUAAAAAUCUAUGUGAAUGUGCGGAUUUUUCGAUAAACUCUUUGCGUAUUUAAACGAAUAUUAUAUCACUUUCAAUAUUAUAUACCUUUGACAGCGAUAUAUGUACGAAGAAAUGUCGGCGUUAAUUUCUUUGAUGUCGGUCAAAUAAACUUCUCGAAAGCCGAUCACUCAAUGUCGUCGCGUGCUUUUUAUCGAUGCAAUAGCGAUUUGUUUUGCAACAGUUUUUUAAAAUUGUUUACUCCGUGUCUUACGAUUGUUAGUGGUAAUACUUAGUUUUUUCAUACAACUGGCGUUUGCAAUCAUAAAUUUAUAUUAUAUAGACAAAAUGUAACUCGCUUUUUAAUGUACCUCCAUUGAAAAUGACCAUGAAAAAUGGUCGAAACGUUCGAAAAUUUAAUAAAGAGUAAAUUUGUUUGGCGUA